Molecule: messenger RNA, 2191 nt
Organism: Electrophorus electricus (electric eel)
Lineage: Eukaryota; Metazoa; Chordata; Actinopteri; Gymnotiformes; Gymnotidae
Gene: alas2
Product: aminolevulinate, delta-, synthase 2
Biological process (GO): hemoglobin biosynthetic process; erythrocyte development; heme biosynthetic process
Cellular component (GO): mitochondrion; mitochondrial matrix
Molecular function (GO): pyridoxal phosphate binding; 5-aminolevulinate synthase activity
Source: RefSeq, a predicted model, not a curated record
GCAGGACGGAGAGCUGUUUAUUACGUCUAACCCACAACAAUUUGGGUAUAGUGAAUUUGUGCGUCUGUUGAUGUUCAGAAGUUCGUCCUCAGUGCAGGUCAACAGCUGGUAAGGUCAUGUCUGCCUUUCUGCACCACUGCCCAUUUCUGAAGUCUGCCCCAGGCCCGGUCCUGAGGAAUGUAGGGGGCUUUUUGGGCAUGGCUGACCGAUGUCCUGUCAUUGCCCGGCAGAUUACAGCCAAAGUCACUCAGAGCCAGGAUGAGAAAGGUCUGCUGCCACAUAAGGAAGCAAAACGCUCCUUGGCUGUCUCAGCUGCUCAGGUGGCUGUGUCCCUGACCAAGGCCUGUCCCUUUGUGUCCUCUAAUAUUGGACUGGUUGAAGCUAGCCCUCAGGUACAGGAGGACGUCCAUUCUGAGCUGGUCGGUUCUCAAGAGGAAGAAAUCGCUUCAGGAAUGAUCAGCUCUCUUUUUAAUGGCCUGCAAGGGUUCUGCUCAUCUUCACCAUCUCACCUACUCAAGGACAAUAUGGUAGGACCAGCUUUUGAGUAUGAUGACUUCUUUACCCAGAAGAUUGUUGAGAAGAAGAAGGACCACACCUACCGUGUGUUUAAGACAGUCAACCGCUUUGCAGAUGUCUUCCCCUUCGCAGAGGAUUACUCCAUUCCUGGACGCUCUGGUUCCCAGGUGUCGGUCUGGUGUAGUAACGAUUACCUGGGCAUGAGUCGGCAUCCACGUGUCAUUAAAGCAAUAUGGGAAGCUCUGGAAAAACAUGGCGCUGGAGCAGGUGGCACCAGGAAUAUCUCUGGAACUAGUAACUACCAUGUAGCUCUAGAGAAGGAACUGGCCCUUCUUCACCAGAAAGAUGCAGCUCUUGUCUUCUCAUCCUGCUUUGUAGCUAAUGAUUCCACCCUCUUUACUCUGGCAAAAAUGCUUCCUGGCUGUGAGAUUUACUCAGACAUGGGAAACCAUGCCUCCAUGAUCCAGGGAAUCAGGAACAGCGGAGCCAAACGCUUCAUUUUCCGUCACAACAACGCUACACACUUGGAAGAAUUGCUCAGUCGCUCCAACCCGAAAACACCCAAGAUUGUGGCCUUUGAGACAGUGCACUCCAUGGAUGGAGCCAUCUGCCCCCUGGAAGAGCUGUGUGAUGUAGCACAUAAAUAUGGUGCUCUUACCUUCGUGGAUGAGGUUCACGCAGUAGGCCUGUAUGGAGCUCAUGGAGCAGGAGUUGGUGAAAGAGAUGGUGUCAUGCACAAGAUUGACAUUGUUUCUGGAACCCUGGGUAAGGCAUUUGGCUGUAUUGGGGGCUACAUUGCCAGCUCUGCCGCCCUGGUGGACACGGUGCGCUCCCACGCUGCAGGGUUCAUCUUCACCACGUCACUGCCUCCCAUGGUGCUUGCUGGAGCUCUGGAGUCUGUGCGGGUUCUGAGGAGCCCUGAGGGCCAGGCCCUGCGCCGGGCUCACCAGAGGAACGUGAAACACAUGAGGCAGUUGCUUCUGGAUGCAGGUCUGCCUGUCAUCAACUGCCCCAGCCACAUCAUCCCCAUUCAGGUUGGAAAUGCAGAGAAAAACUCAAGAGUGUGUGACAUCUUGCUGGAGAGACACAACAUCUAUGUACAGGCCAUAAACUACCCGACUGUGCCACGUGGAGAAGAGCUCCUGCGAUUGGCUCCUUCCCCAUUCCACAGCCCCAUCAUGAUGGACUACUUUGUAGAGAAACUGGUGGAUGUGUGGCAAGAGGUUGGGCUGCGACUGAAUGGACCUGCGACAGCCUCUUGUACUUUCUGUGAUCGGCCUCUCUACUUUGACCUCAUGAGCGAGUGGGAGAAGAGUUAUUUUGGCAACAUGGAGCCAAGAUAUAUUACAGUUGCUGCACAAUAAGAUCCACAGAUGGGGACAGGGAUGGAACAGAACAUUAAUUGUAUCCUGCUUACCUGCUGUCGAGAUAUCUUCAUUUACACUGUCCUAUAUAUAUUGCUGUGUGCUGAAGUUUUAUAAUUGUUACAUUGAUUGCUGUGGUUCUUCCUAUGGAUUAGUAAACAUAAAUCUGUGUCCCCUCUGCAUUUUAAAAACCUGCACAUGGGCACUUUUUAAAAUAAAUGUUUUUGGCAUUAUUAUUCAUCACCACUUUUUCAAGCAGAUUAUACCUGGUUGUGAACUAAAUUACAAUAAAUUAAAAUUAUUAAACUUAA